AUGGCCGCGCGGGCAGCAGCGGCGGCGGCGGCGGCGGCGCGGGCGCGGGCGGGCAGCGGCGAGCGGCGGGCGCCCCCCGGGCCGCGGCCGGCGCCCGGGGCCCGGGACCUGGAGGCGGGGGCGCGCGGCGCGGCGGCGGCGGCACCGGGACCCAUGCUGGGGGGCGGCGGCGACGGCGGCGGCCUGAAUAAUGUGCACCACCACCCCCUGCACCCCCGUCACGAACUGAACAUGGCCCAUAACGCGAGCACGGCGGCCGCCGCCGCCAGCACUAACAGCGCCAAGAGCGGCGGCUCCGAGGCGGCUCUCAAGGAGGGUGGAAGCGCCGCCGCGCUGUCCUCCUCCUCCUCCGCGGCGGCGGCGGCGGCGGCGGCGGCGUCCUCCUCUUCCUCCUCGUCGGGCCCGGGCUCGGCCAUGGAGACGGGGCUGCUCCCCAACCACAAACUGAAAACCGUUGGCGAAGCCCCCGCCGCACCGCCCCACCAGCAGCACCACCACCACCACCAUGCCCACCACCACCACCACCAUGCCCACCACCUCCACCACCACCACCACGCACUACAGCAGCAGCUAAACCAGUUCCAGCAGCAGCAGCAGCAGCAGCAGCAACAGCAACAGCAGCAGCAGCAGCAGCAGCAGCAACAUCCCAUUUCCAACAACAGCCUCGGCGGCGCGGGCGGCGGCGCCGCUCAGCCCGGUCCCGACAUGGAGCAGCCGCAACAUGGAGGCGCCAAGGACAGUGCCGCGGGCAGCCAGGCCGACCCCCCGGGCCAGCCUCUGCUGAGCAAGCCGGGCGACGAGGACGACGCACCGCCCAAGAUGGGGGAGCCGGCGGGCGGCCGGUUCGAGCACCCUGGCCUGGGCGCCCUGGGCGCGCAGCAGCCGCCGGUCGCCGUGCCCGGGGGCGGCGGCGGCGGUGGCGGCGGCGGCGGCGGCCCGGCGGCCGUCUCGGAGUUUAAUAAUUACUAUGGCAGCGCUGCCCCUGCUAGCGGCGGCCCCGGCGGCCGCACUGGGCCUUGCUUUGAUCAACAUGGCGGACAACAAAGCCCCGGGAUGGGGAUGAUGCACUCCGCCUCAGCCGCCGCCGGAGCCCCCAACAGCAUGGACCCCCUGCAGAACUCCCACGAAGGGUACCCCAACAGCCAGUACAACCAUUAUCCGGGCUACAGCCGGCCCAGCGCGGGCGGCGGCGGCGGCGGCGGCGGCGGCGGUGGAGGAGGAGGAGGAGGAGGAGGAGGAGGAGGAGGCGGCGGCAGCGGAGGAGGAGGAGGAGGAGGAGGAGCAGGAGCGGGAGCUGUGGCGGCGGCGGCCGCGGCGGCGGCGGCAGCAGCAGGAGGCGGCGGCGGCGGCUAUGGGGGCUCGUCCUCGGGGUACGGGGUGCUGAGCUCCCCCCGGCAGCAGGGCGGCGGCAUGAUGAUGGGCCCCGGGGGCGGCGGGGCCGCGAGCCUCAGCAAGGCGGCCGCCGGCGCGGCGGCGGGGGGCUUCCAGCGCUUCGCCGGGCAGAACCAGCACCCGUCGGGGGCCACCCCGACCCUCAACCAGCUGCUCACCUCGCCCAGCCCCAUGAUGAGGAGCUACGGCGGCAGCUACCCCGACUACAGCAGCCCCAGCGCGCCGCCGCCGCCGCCGCCGUCGCAGCCCCAGUCCCAGGCGGCGGCGGCGGCGGCGGCGGCGGGGGCGGCGGCGGGCGGCCAGCAGGCGGCCGCGGGCAUGGGCUUGGGCAAGGACAUGGGCGCCCAGUACGCCGCUGCCAGCCCGGCCUGGGCGGCCGCGCAACAAAGGAGCCACCCGGCGAUGAGCCCCGGCACCCCCGGCCCGACCAUGGGCAGAUCCCAGGGCAGCCCAAUGGAUCCUAUGGUGAUGAAGAGGCCGCAGUUAUACGGGAUGGGCAGUAACCCUCAUUCUCAGCCUCAGCAGAGCAGCCCUUACCCCGGAGGCUCCUACGGUCCCCCAGGGCCACAGCGCUAUCCAAUCAGCAUCCAGGGUCGGACCCCAGGGGCCAUGGGAGGAAUGCAGUACCCACAGCAGCAGAUGCCGCCUCAGUAUGGACAGCAAGGCGUGAGUGGUUACUGCCAGCAGGGCCAGCAGCCUUACUACAACCAGCAGCCGCAGCCCCCGCACCUCACCCCGCAGGCGCAGUAUCUGCCGCCCCAGCCCCAGCAGCGGUACCAGCCCCAGCAGGACAUGUCUCAGGAAGGCUAUGGAACUAGGUCUCAACCUCCUUUGGCUCCUGGAAAACCUAACCACGAAGACUUGAACUUAAUACAACAAGAAAGACCAUCAAGUUUACCAGUUGAAGUCUUGACCUCGGAGGAUACCGCCUUUGGACUCAAGGACCUGUCUGGCUCCAUUGAUGACCUCCCCACGGGAACGGAAGCCACUCUGAGCUCAGCAGUCAGUGCGUCUGGAUCCACGAGCAGCCAAGGGGAUCAGAGCAACCCUGCUCAGUCGCCUUUCUCUCCACACGCAUCCCCCCAUCUCUCCAGCAUCCCCGGGGGCCCGUCGCCUUCUCCUGUCGGCUCUCCCGUGGGAAGCAACCAGUCGCGAUCUGGCCCAAUUUCUCCCGCAAGUAUUCCAGGCAGUCAGAUGCCUCCUCAGCCACCUGGGAGCCAGUCAGAAUCCAGUUCCCAUCCUGCCUUGAGCCAGUCACCAAUGCCACAGGAAAGAGGUUUUAUGGCAGGCACACAAAGAAACCCUCAGAUGUCUCAAUAUGGACCUCAACAGACAGGACCAUCCAUGUCGCCUCAUCCUUCUCCUGGAGGCCAGAUGCAUCCUGGAAUCAGUAGCUUUCAGCAGAGUAACUCAAGUGGGACUUAUGGUCCGCAGAUGAGCCAGUAUGGACCACAAGGUAACUACUCCAGACCCCCAACGUAUAGUGGGGUGCCCAGUGCGAGCUACAGCGGCCCAGGGCCCGGCAUGGGCAUCAAUGCCAACAACCAGAUGCACGGACAAGGGCCAAGCCAGCCGUGUGGUGCUAUGCCCCUGGGACGAAUGCCAUCAGCUGGGAUGCAGAACAGGCCGUUUCCUGGAAAUAUGAGCAGCAUGACCCCCAGCUCUCCCGGCAUGUCCCAGCAGGGAGGGCCAGGAAUGGGGCCACCGAUGCCAACCGUGAACCGUAAGGCACAGGAGGCAGCUGCCGCAGUGAUGCAGGCCGCUGCAAACUCGGCACAAAGCAGGCCACCAUACAUUAGGUCGCCUGCUUAUCCCAGCCAGUCUGGGGCUGGCGGACGCCCCAUGUUUUCUUCCCAGCACCCCAACUAUGGCAACUCUCAGGCUCCCAUGAUGCACCAGCCUGACCAGUACGGGCAAGGCAGUUUCCCGGGCAUGAACCAGAGUGGACUUAUGGCUUCCAGCUCUCCCUACAGCCAGCCCGUCAACAACAGCUCUGGGCUCAUGAACACCCAGGCACCCCCCUACAGCAUGGCGCCCAAUAUGGUGAACAGCUCAACAGCAUCUAUGGGUCUUGCAGAUAUGAUGUCUCCUGGCGAAUCCAAAUUGCCCCUGCCUCUCAAAGCAGACGGUAAAGAAGAAGGCACUCCACAGCCCGAGAGCAAGUCGAAGGAUAGCUACAGCUCUCAGGGUAUAUCUCAGCCCCCAACCCCCGGCAACCUGCCAGUCCCUUCCCCAAUGUCCCCCAGCUCUGCUAGCAUCUCCUCAUUUCAUGGAGAUGAAAGCGAUAGCAUUAGCAGCCCAGGCUGGCCAAAGACUCCAUCAAGCCCUAAGUCCAGCUCAUCCACCACCACUGGGGAAAAGAUCACAAAGGUGUAUGAGUUGGGGAAUGAGCCGGAGAGAAAGCUGUGGGUCGACCGAUACCUUACCUUCAUGGAAGAGAGAGGCUCCCCCGUCUCCAGUCUGCCCGCGGUGGGCAAGAAGCCCUUGGACCUGUUCCGGCUCUACAUCUGCGUCAAAGAGAUCGGAGGUUUGGCACAGGUUAAUAAAAACAAGAAGUGGCGUGAGCUGGCAACCAACCUAAAUGUUGGCACUUCAAGCAGUGCAGCGAGCUCCCUGAAAAAGCAGUAUAUCCAGUACCUGUUUGCCUUUGAGUGCAAGAUUGAGCGCGGGGAGGAGCCCCCGCCGGAAGUCUUCAGCACCGCGGACACCAAGAAGCAGCCGAAGCUCCAGCCGCCCUCUCCUGCGAACUCAGGGUCCUUGCAAGGUCCUCAGACCCCCCAGUCAACCAGCAGCAACUCGAUGGCAGACGUACAAGGCGACCUGAAGCCACCUACCCCAGCGUCUACCCCGCAUGGACAGAUGACCCCAAUGCAAGGUGGAAGAAGCGGUACAGUCAGCGUGCACGACCCGUUCUCAGACGCCAGUGACUCAUCGUUCCCAAAACGGAACUCCAUGACCCCGAGCGCCCCGUACCAGCAGAGCAUGAGCAUGCCUGACGUGAUGGGCAGGAUGCCCUAUGAACCCAACAAGGACCCCUUCGGUGGAAUGAGAAAAGUGCCUGGGAGCAGUGAGCCCUUUAUGACUCAAGGACAGAUGCCCACUAGCAGUGUGCAGGACGUGUAUAACCAGAGUCCCUCCGGAGCGCUAUCCGGUCUGGGCAUGGGGCGGCAGCAGUUUCCCUACGGAGCCGGCUACGACCGACGGCACGAACCUUACGGGCAGCAGUACCCAGGCCAAGGCCCUCCCUCAGGACAGCCGCCAUAUGGAGGACACCAGCCCGGCCUGUAUCCACAGCAGCCGAAUUACAAACGCCAUAUGGACGGCAUGUAUGGGCCUCCGGCCAAACGCCACGAGGGAGACAUGUACAACAUGCAGUUCGGCAGCCAGCAGCAAGAGAUGUAUAACCAGUACGGAAGUUCCUACUCCGGACCGGACAGGAGGCCCAUCCAGGGGCAGUAUCCGUACCCCUACAACAGAGAGAGGGUGCAGGGCCCCGGGCAGAUGCAGCCGCACGGGAUCCCGCCUCCCAUGAUGGGCGGCCCCAUGCAGUCGUCCUCCAGCGAAGGGCCUCAGCAGAGCAUGUGGGCGACGCGCAAUGAUAUGCCUUACCCCUACCAGAACCGGCAGGGCCCCGGGGGCCCGGCCCAGGCCCCGCCGUAUCCAGGCAUGAACCGCACGGAUGAUAUGCUGGUACCUGAGCAAAGGAUCAAUCACGAGAGCCAGUGGCCUUCCCACGUCAGCCAACGUCAGCCUUAUAUGUCCUCUCCCGCCUCCAUGCAGCCCAUCACGCGCCCGCCUCAGUCAUCCUACCAGACGCCUCCAUCACUGCCAAACCACAUCUCCAGAGCCCCCAGCCCCGCGUCCUUCCAGCGCUCCCUGGAGAGCCGCAUGUCUCCCAGCAAGUCUCCCUUUCUGCCCUCUCUGAAGAUGCAGAAGGUCCUGCCCACCGUCCCCACGGCCCAGGUCACGGGCCCGCCCCCCCAGCCACCCCCGAUCCGAAGGGAGAUCACCUUCCCUCCUGGCUCAGUCGAGGCAUCGCAGCCAGUCUUGAAACAAAGGCGAAAGAUUACCUCAAAAGAUAUCGUUACUCCUGAGGCCUGGCGUGUGAUGAUGUCCCUCAAGUCCGGUCUUUUGGCCGAAAGUACAUGGGCUCUGGACACCAUUAACAUUCUCCUGUACGAUGACAGCACUGUCGCCACCUUCAGUCUCUCCCAGCUGUCCGGAUUUCUGGAACUUUUAGUAGAGUACUUUAGAAAAUGCCUAAUUGACAUUUUUGGAAUUCUUACGGAAUAUGAGGUGGGAGACCCCAGCCAAAAAGCACUUGAUCACAAUGCGGGGAAGAGAGCUGACGGCCAGUCCUUGGCCGACGAGUCUGGGAAAGAGGAGGAGGGCACCGAGUGUGUGGACGAGGAGGAUGACGAGGAGGACGACGAGGAGGACGACGACGAGGAGGACGACGGGAAGACGGAGACCGAGGAGAAGAGCAGCUCGACUCUGGCCUCUCCCAACGCCACUGCGGAUCCGAAGGAGAAGCCCAGGCAAGCUAGCAAGUUCGACAAGCUCCCGAUAAAGAUAGUCAAAAAGAACAACCUGUUUGUGGUCGACCGAUCUGACAAGCUGGGUCGUGUUCAGGAGUUCAACAGCGGACUUCUGCACUGGCAGCUUGGUGGGGGGGACACCACCGAGCACAUCCAGACUCACUUUGAGAGCAAGAUGGAAAUUCCUCCUCGCAGGCGUCCACCUCCCCCUCUGAGCUCCACCGGGAGGAAGAAAGAGCAGGAAGGAAAAGGCGAUUCUGACGAGCAGCAAGAGAAGAGCAUCAUCGCGACCAUCGAUGAUGUCCUCUGUGCUCGGCCGGGGGCGCUGCCCGAAGAUGCAAACCCUGGUACCCAGACCGAGAGCGGGAAGUUUCCCUUUGGGAUACAUCAAGCCAAAAGUCACCGGAACAUCAAGCUGCUGGAGGACGAGCCCAGGAGCCGAGACGAGACUCCUCUCUGCACCAUCGCGCACUGGCAGGAUUCCCUGGCCAAGCGCUGCAUCUGUGUGUCGAAUAUUGUCCGUAGCUUGUCUUUUGUGCCUGGCAAUGACGCCGAAAUGUCCAAACAUCCAGGCUUGGUGCUGAUCCUGGGGAAGCUGAUUCUCCUUCACCACGAGCAUCCAGAGAGGAAGCGAGCGCCGCAGACCUACGAGAAAGAGGAAGACGAGGACAAAGGGGUGGCCUGCAGCAAAGACGAGUGGUGGUGGGACUGCCUGGAGGUCCUAAGGGACAACACGCUGGUCACGUUGGCCAACAUUUCCGGGCAACUAGACUUGUCUGCGUACACAGAAAGCAUCUGCCUGCCGAUUCUGGACGGCUUGCUGCACUGGAUGGUGUGCCCGUCGGCAGAGGCACAAGACCCCUUUCCAACCGUGGGACCCAACUCUGUCCUGUCGCCUCAGAGACUUGUGCUGGAGACCCUCUGCAAACUCAGUAUCCAGGACAACAACGUGGACCUGAUCUUGGCCACGCCUCCAUUUAGUCGCCAGGAGAAAUUCUACGCUACGUUAGUUAGGUACGUUGGGGAUCGCAAAAACCCAGUCUGUCGAGAAAUGUCCAUGGCGCUCUUAUCGAACCUUGCCCAAGGGGACGCGCUGGCAGCAAGGGCAAUAGCUGUGCAGAAGGGAAGCAUCGGAAACUUGAUAAGCUUCCUAGAGGACGGGGUCACCAUGGCCCAGUAUCAGCAGAGCCAGCAUAACCUCAUGCACAUGCAGCCGCCGCCUCUAGAACCACCUAGCGUGGACAUGAUGUGCAGGGCGGCCAAGGCUCUGCUGGCCAUGGCCAGGGUGGACGAGAACCGCUCGGAAUUCCUUCUGCACGAGGGUCGAUUGCUGGAUAUCUCGAUAUCAGCCGUCCUGAACUCUCUGGUUGCGUCUGUCAUCUGUGAUGUACUGUUUCAGAUUGGGCAGUUAUGACAUCAGUGAGAAGGCAGCAUGUGUGAGUGAAAACUAGAGGCUCCCGUAUAACUGGCUGUUUUCUGUUCUUGUUUAUCCAGCGUAGGAAGAAGGAAAAGAAAAUCUUUGCUCCUCUGCCCCAUUCACUAUUUACCAAUUGGGAAUUAAAGAAAUAAUUAAUUCGAACAGUUAUGAAAUUAAUAUUUGCUGUCUGUGUGUAUAAGUACAUCCUUUUGGGGUUUUUUAUUUUGUUUUUGUUUUUUUUUUUUUUUAACCAAAGUUGCUGUCUAGUGCAUUCAAAGGUCACUUGUUGUUUUUCACAGAUUUUCUUUUUAAUGUUCUUUUCCAUGUUGUAUUGCAUUUUUGGGGAAGCAAAUUGACUUUAAUGAAACAAAUUGCGGCGAAAGAUGCUAAGAUGGGAAAAUUUCACCACACUGAGGCAAAAAAGGUGAAACAGUGAUCAACUUCCUAGGCAUGUCAUUCUUCAGAUAAUGGAAAAAACAAAACAAAACAAAACUGUAUCCCAUCACCCAAAGCUCUGUGCAAUAGAAACUACUUCUAGAGAUGUAGGAAUAGGGGCUCAAGGAGGUGUGUCAGUCAGUAGUCAAACUAUGAAAUGAUACUGGUUUCUCCACAGGAAAAUGGUUCCAUUAGGCUAGGAGCAAAAACAAUGUCGUUUGAAGUUAAGAGUGAAAACACAUACCUGACAACGAUCAACGGAAAUUGCUUCCUCACCACUACCGUCAGUCAUGUCUGCCGUCUGUCGUUGGACCUUCCACGUGACAGUUCUUCACAAUUCCUUUAA
Messenger RNA from Prionailurus viverrinus (fishing cat), 8128 nucleotides. RefSeq names its product AT-rich interaction domain 1B (gene ARID1B). Lineage: Eukaryota; Metazoa; Chordata; Mammalia; Carnivora; Felidae. Gene Ontology annotation, biological process: regulation of transcription by RNA polymerase II; positive regulation of DNA-templated transcription; chromatin remodeling. The record is from RefSeq and is a predicted model, not a curated record. The transcript has 22 exons. Gene Ontology annotation, molecular function: nucleosome binding; DNA binding. Gene Ontology annotation, cellular component: brahma complex; nBAF complex; nucleoplasm. Bases 1 to 7344 code for a protein of 2447 amino acids.